AUGUUUAAGGCAUAUUUGAUGGCCGAGGAACAAAACGAACAGGUACGUGACAUUCUCCUACUUCCAACCACGGUGAAUGAACAAGUUGGAUCUUCGGCUGAUGAACAGAUCGCAGCUGUUGUCGACUUCUUCCAUGGAAAACUUGCAGAAUAUAAUGAGGUAAUCCUCCAAAACAGUCGAUCCGUUUUUGUUGCAAACUAUGUUCAAAACCGCUUCCUCGUCACCGAAUUCUGCCCGGAACUUGCAAAGCUUUUCGACGUCGCCAAAGUGAAGUCAUUGGAUGAAUUGAUUCAGAAAUUGAAAGAAUGGGAAGAGGAUCCAGCAAUGAAAGCUUCUGGAAAAGCUCUCUUGGAAUCAUUCGAAGCUUGGGAUUGCUUCCUACGGGAUAUUGAUGAUGAGUUGGAGAAAACACAUGGACCAGUCAAAAGUCAUGUUACUACUCUGCCAGAAGAUUCUGGAAUUCUCGGACUUCAAAGCAAAACAAUCUCGUACUACGUAACAGGAAGUGCUUUCGAUUGUGUCCUCAUCAUUGUAGUUCGCGCUUUCAACAAACCAGAAGUCAACGAUCACAUUCUGGGGCUAUACAACCGAAUCGAUGAACUCCGAAAGCUGAGAUGCGACGUCUUUUUACUCACAAAAGGACCCCCAAUCGGUUCGAGCGGUGGUGCUUAUAUCAAGUUGAUUGGAGUUCCAUUCCGAAAAUUAUACGAUAUGAGUGAGGCUGAGGAACAAUUGAAAAAUAACAGAAAGUCAGCUUUGGAGUACAACGGAUGGCGUACACUCUGUAAAGUUGUGGAGGCAUCCUUGGUUGAAGGUGACUAUGCAAACACUGCUUCGAAAGAAGCAGCAGGAUCCGAGGACUCAGUUGCCUACAUUUCACAGAAAGGGGGUACUGUACUUGUGGAUAAAUCUGGAGAGAUUCUUUACAAGCAUAUCGAAGAUGAUAAGGCAGACUCAUGGCCAGACAUUGAUGAGAUUGUGAAGUUGGUUGAGGCUAGAAAUGAAAAAUAUCUGGAGAGCAACAACAACUCAACAAUCUCCAUUCCAAAGGGUGGAAAUCUGGCAAAAGUGAAUUCCGAGAUUUCAGUUACGAAAGAAAGUGCAACGGAUAAGAAGAAACCAUGUUGUGUAAUUAGUUGA
Caenorhabditis remanei is the source of this 1140-nucleotide messenger RNA. RefSeq lists its product as uncharacterized. The transcript is spliced from 8 exons. Bases 1 to 1140 code for a protein of 379 amino acids. The record is from RefSeq and is a predicted model, not a curated record. NCBI's taxonomy places the organism in Eukaryota, Metazoa, Nematoda, Chromadorea, Rhabditida, Rhabditidae.